CGCAUAAUUUACAUUUAACAACAAAGUUUAUUAAGCAUUCUUUUUGUUAAAACUUUACUAAGUUAAACUAAUGUAAUUCUAUUGUAUAAGUGGCAGCACAAUAUUUUGUUUACAUUUAGCACAAAACCGGCAACACUGUGCGCAUCAGCUGUUUUAAUAUUUUACACAAUGCGGUUGUAUGAAUAAAAAAACUGCAGUCUUCGACACUGAAGUGAAUAAUAUUAAACUGUAGUUUACAAGUGUAAUUUGUGCUCCAACAGAAGUUCCAUAAAGGCAUAAUGGAUAUCGAUAAUACUCUACUGCUGCCGAAUAGCGAACACAAAUCUGAUAUAAAGACACCAUUUCUGAUUGGUGUAGCUGGUGGAACUGCCAGCGGAAAAUCGACAGUAUGCAAAAAAAUUAUGAUACAACUAGGCCAAGCCGACAUGGAUCAAGCGCAACGACAAGUUGUCACAAUAAGUCAAGACAGCUUCUAUCGUGAGCUAACGCCCGCAGAGAAAGUGAAAGCGAGGAAGGGCCUCUUCAAUUUCGAUCAUCCAGAUGCAUUCAAUGAAAAUUUGAUGUAUGAUACGUUGCAAGAAAUAUUAAAAGGCAGAAUAGUAAAGCUGCCCUGCUAUGAUUACCGCUCAAAUUCGCUUGAUCAUGAGAAUAAGCUAACAAUUUAUCCGGCUGAUGUGGUAUUAUUUGAGGGCAUACUUGUAUUUUAUUUCCCUAAAAUACGCGACCUUUUUCACAUGAAGCUCUUCGUUGAUACAGAUUCUGAUACGCGUUUGGCGCGCAGAGUGCCGCGUGAUAUCAACGAACGUGGGCGUGAUUUAGACGCAGUGCUGACUCAGUAUAUGACAUUCGUCAAGCCUGCCUUUGAAGAGUUUUGCUCACCGACUAAAAAAUUCGCAGAUGUAAUAAUACCGCGCGGUGCUGAUAAUACUGUGGCCAUUGAUCUGAUUGUCCAGCAUAUACGCGACUUCCUCAACAAUCGUUCGCGUUACGGCUCAUCGACCAGCAUCUCAACGAAUUGCACGAACGUGGAUCAUGAGCAUGGCAAUUUUAACGGUAUUGGAUUUAGAGGUACUGCUACUGCUGCCAGUGGCGGCGGAGGCAGGCCGGCUACUAUUGAUUGCAAUGUGCGCCUAAUACCGCCCCCACGUACUAACAACAGCAAGCAUACGAAAGUCAAUAACGCUGUGUUCUAUAUAAGACCACAUUAAUGUAUAAUUUUAACAAAAACAAUAACAAUAUUAAAGAAAGUACGCUGCUGUUUACUAAAGAAGACAAUGUGAUAACAAUUUUGCUUGAACUCUGCUCAUUAACGAAAUUAAUAAUUUCAAUUUGUUGCUUUCAAAGCUAAUAAUAUAUCUGUUGUAAACUAUUAUGCGCAUGUGUUUGUAUAAAUAUACAUAUAUUAAUUAUGUAUAAAAUUACUUUAUAAAUACUAUAUACUAAAUAUAUUUAUAAGCACCAAAAUAUAUAAUAUUUAAAUGUUUUUAAGUACGCACGCUUUUGUUCAAUUCAUUACAAAAACAAAACAAAAAAUAAACUUCAAUGUGCAUAUUAUAUUAUACACAAUUGUACUUCCGAGUGGAAAAAAUAUUUUUGAAUUUUCUUCAUAUGCGAAAGUUAUGCCAUGCAUUUAUGCACUAAUAAUAUUUUUAAACAUUUUCCGUAACCAAACAUACUAGUUAAAUAUUCAUGAACGGUUUUGAAAAAACCAUAUAAAUUUGCUGUAAUAUUUAAAAUUAAAUCAAAAAUUUAAAAAAAAAUUUUUUUUUAAAUUAGUUCUUGCCUUAAUCGAAUUCUCUACUUUCAAGUUUGAAAUUCCUAAAGUUCUAAGUUGUUUUUAACUUAAUUUUGAAAUCUUUAAAAACUUUACACUUUUAAUCCAAAAAGCUCUUUAGAAAGUAGAAAUAUGAAUACGUUUUAUUAACUAAAGUUGUAAGGAGUAUUUUUUCCAACUUUUUUUAAAUUUUUUCUUUGUAAAUUUUUAUCAAAUAUGUAUACAUUUAUGUAUUUUAUUUAUAAAUACUAUAUAUUUACUUUUUUAUUAACCAAAGUUUUAUGCAUUACUUUUUUAAAAACAUUCUCUUUUAAUUUUGUUCUUUGUAAAAUUUUAUCUAUUAUACAUACAUACAUAUAUGUAUAUUAAUUUGAAAAAUAUAUAUUUUUUCUUUUUAUAGUAUUAACUAAAGUUGUAAGCUUUUUCUUAGCAAAAAAAUAUAUUUUUUUCAUAUUUGCUUUGAAAAAUUUUAUCUCAUAUACAUAUUAUAUAAUUGAUUUAAUAGAUAUAUUAUUAUUUAUUUCUUUAUGAAUUCAAGUUAUAAGCAUUAUGUUUCCAAAAAUUAUUAUAUAUUUUUUGCAUAUUUAAGUAUACUUUUUUAUAAAUACUCAUUAAGACUUUUUUCUGAUGCUGAAAUUAUUGUGUUAAAGUGAUCCACAAAAUCUGAUCUAUAAAAAGCUCAAUUUUUUUGGGAUUCCAUAAUAGAAAAAUUGUUUGAAAAGUACUGUCUUUUAUUCUAAAAUGUUUUGUUUACGUUCUAACCUUAAAAUUCGGUUGUUUUGAAAUUUAUCAUUCUCGGCUCUUUAAAGCUGAUUUUCAAAAACUUAUAAUAAAAUAUAAAAAAAAUAUUUUGAAAUUGGUAUAUUAUUUGGAAAAUAAAUUUUCGAAAUAAUAUUUUUUAACUUAAAAUUGAUUUUACGUAUAUACUUUUAUAUAUGUCUAUAGCUAUUCAACGAUCUUUGUAAUAUAAUAUAAUGAUCACUUAUCUGAAUCUAUCAGAUGUAUUGCAAAGAAAAUACCAAUUUAGAAAUUAUAAUAAACAAGUAAGGAAGUCCUAAGUUCGGGUGUAACCGAACAUUUUAUACUCUUGCAGCUUCAUUAUAUUUAGUAUUAUAUAAUAUCAUUUCACAUAUUUUCGACAUUAACAUUAUAAUUAUAUAAAUAUAAUAUUAUACGUUCAGUUAAUUUUGCUAAGAUAUCUUACAUAUUGAUCAAUAUAUACCGUAUAAUGCCAACCGGAAGUUUGAAAAUCUUAUUAUAGGUAUAUGAGAGAUUGGGGUAGUAUUGACCCGAUUUUAUCUAUUUUUGGCAUUACUACAUAUUAUUAACAGAAACAACUGCUCUCCGAGUUUCAUUAAGGUACCUCAUACCAUCAACAAUAUAUAAAAAGUCAACAGGAUAUUUGAAAAUCCUGAUAUUAGUUAUAUAGGAGCCAGGGUAAGUGGUUUUAUCCAUUUUAGGCACAAAGAUACACUGUAGUUUGAGAAAAACGCUCUCUCAGUUUCAUUGACUCAUAUAUUUUCGGUUUAAGGCCAACUGGAAGUUCGAAAAUCUUUCUAUUAGGUAUAUGGGACUCAAUUGGACCCAUUUCUGAUAUACAGACAUACUAUUAUCAGAAAAAAAUUCUAUCCGAAUUUCAAUAAUACGGAUAUCUCAGAUUGACAGACAUUUUUACGGGGUUAUCAUUCCAUUUCACCUAUUUUCACACUGUCGUACGAAGUGCAAAUUCGGACGAUUUGGCUUGAAUGGUUUAGAUGAUAUAUAAAUUAAACCUAUUGGGAAGUGGGGCCACGCACCUUUAUUUUUUAUAUUUUCAAACCACAAACGCAUUUUGUGGGGGUGACAAUGGCGCAAUUACUAAGUUUCAUCGAGAUAUUUCAAUUUUUACUCAAGUUACAGCUUGCACAGAUAGAUGGACGGACUGACCGUCGCCGAAUUUCAACUCGUCUCUUCAACCUGAUCAUUUAUAUAUACAUAUGCAUAUGUAACACUAUAUUUUGCUGGAUUAGUUUUAGGUGAUACAAACAACCGUUAGGUAAACAAAACUAUUUUACUCUGUAGCAACAUGUUGCAAGAGUAUUAAAAUUGUGCAGUAGACAGAUGAAUAAAUAUUUUUGGCAGGACAACAUAAGUUAAGAUUAAUUUUUCACUAAAAAUUUUAUUGUAUAAAUUUUUUAAAAUGUCAAUCUCAGUUUUUUGCACUUAUGCUUUUUUAUGUUUUAACAAGCAUUUUUUAUUUUUGAGUGCAAUCCAUGAUUUUUUUUUACUAAUUUACUUUCAUUUUAUAGCAAAUAGCCAUUAACUACGUAUUCAUAUAACUGUAAAUUUUUGACAAAACAACAUAUUUGAUUUAAGUAAUUUAAAAUAAAUUUGGGCUUUCAUAGUCAAUGGCGCUUAAAACAAAGAUUUGUGUGGUUAUUUGGUUGAAAAUAGUAUUAGACUAGCGCCAUUUGCAGCUUGCGAAGCAAAAAAGGCUAAGUCAAAGUAGGUUGUUUUGUCAAAAUAUCACAUUUUCCAAUUUUUUUCAAAUAAUUUAUUAUUCUUAUAAGUGUAUUAUAAUUUUUGUUACAAAUUAACUCUCUUAUUUCUCUUAUUGUGAAAAAAGAUCCCGAUUCAUUCAUGGCCAUACGCCGUUAUUCGUCACUCUGCAACGAACUUAACAUAAAGGAUAAUGUCUACUUUGGCAAACAUCAGAAUAUAACGCACCAUUAGAAGAGUUCGAUAAGAAAACAAAAACAAAAACAAAGCAUAUCUGACUAAGGCAAAGUUAAAAGAGGCGAUGUUUA
Bactrocera oleae (olive fruit fly) is the source of this 4560-nucleotide messenger RNA. It is a transcript of the gene Uck, whose product is annotated as Uridine-cytidine kinase. NCBI's taxonomy places the organism in Eukaryota, Metazoa, Arthropoda, Insecta, Diptera, Tephritidae. Gene Ontology annotation, cellular component: cytoplasm. The record is from RefSeq and is a predicted model, not a curated record. Gene Ontology annotation, molecular function: ATP binding; ribosylnicotinamide kinase activity.